Molecule: messenger RNA, 1005 nt
Organism: Cyphellophora attinorum
Lineage: Eukaryota; Fungi; Ascomycota; Eurotiomycetes; Chaetothyriales; Cyphellophoraceae
Exons: 1
Coding region: 1-1005 (334 amino acids)
Biological process (GO): L-phenylalanine biosynthetic process
Cellular component (GO): cytoplasm
Molecular function (GO): prephenate dehydratase activity
Source: RefSeq, a predicted model, not a curated record
AUGCCAUCUCGAGUGCUAUUCCUAGGGCCACUGUCAUCAUACUCUCACGCAGCAGCUGUGUCAAUAUACCCAGAUGCUGCCGAGCUCGUUCCAUUACCUGACUUUCCAACUAUAUUUCGAAAUCUUGACAAGCCAACCACAUCAGCGGAUACAGUAGUAGAUACUCGGGGCGAACCAUCCCAAUCCUCGCAAAUUUACGGUGAGAGAUCCGCCUCGCCAUCAACCACGCACUCACCGCAUCACGAAUAUGCCGUCAUCCCAGUCUACAACAGCACCAACGGCCCCGUUGCACCCGUCAUUGACUUCCUGAAGCGCUCAGGGAACGGCACAAUUCUGGCCGAGCUCACGAGACACGGCCUGCGAGAACUUGACGAUGGCGACAGCAACGAGUCUAGGACGAUCAUAGAUGCACAGCAUGGCGAAGUAAAGACUCAUACAUUGUCUCCAGACCACCCUCCUGCACCAGUCUCAAUCGAACCUCACGAACGCCGCGACUACUAUCCAAACAUAGAACUCGCUCCACCGUACACUUACGCCCUAGCUGUACACCACCAUCUUUACGUCCACCCAGUCUGUCCUGUUGACUCCAUACCUUCCACGCACCCAGCAUCAUCAACCCACCCAGCGCAGAUCAUAUCUCUGCACACCCAUCCACAAGUCUGGACUCAAUGCACGCGCUUCCUGGACACGCACUUCCCCAACCCCGAAUCAUCAACACCGAGCCCCCCAAUACACUCUGAACCCCCUGCCACCAUGACUAAUACGGCACGAAUAUCGCACAACUCGACCUCAGAAGCAGCAGCAUACGUCCUUAACACGAAACCGCCAACAGCCGGAGAAGAGGGCUGGCCGGCAGUUCUGUGCAGCGAAAUGGCGGGCACGCGGUACGGGUUGAAGUGCAUUGCGCAGAACAUUGAGGAUGAUGUGGAUGGAAACCAGACGACAUUCAUUGUGCUGAGGAAUCGUUUACAGGUGGGACUUGAGAAUGGGGGUUUGAUAACAUAG